AUGAAUACGCUUUUUUCAUUAGUUCUAGAGAGCGAGGAAGACUCCCUCUUACAGAGGGACCCACUCGCUGUUGCACGACCUCCGCUGUGCGGACGUCCAAAGGGCCAUAGAGGAAGGCCGCCUCUGGUGAGGGGGGGCUCGGCGGGAACUGGAAGGGGGUCUCAAGAGACCCUGAACUGGGCCCUGCCGGGCUCAUCUCACUCGGGGCAGAUUGACUUGCAGCACUGCAAGGCUGCGACUCAGCAGGCCAGUCGCAGCCUUGCGGUAGAGCACACAGACAGAUGCCUUAUACAAGAGCCCUGGCAUCACGGAGGCUCAGUUAAAGGCUUAUCUGGUGGCAAGGUGCAGCUAUUCUAUGGCCGGGGCGACCUGGGCCCCAGGGCCUGCAUUGCUGUCAAAAGAGCGUGCGGAGGCAGGGGAAUGGCUAACUUCUGCCGCCGAGAUUUGGUGGCGGUUGUCGUGAGACUUCGGGGGGAGGUUGAAGCGGAGGACAUUGUGUUCUGCUCGGCUUACUUCCCGCAUGAGUCGCCGACACCACCACCUACCAAGGAAAUGCGUGUUUUGGUGAAUCACUGCAGAGCCGAAAAGCUGCCACUCAUCCUAGGAUGCGACGUAAAUGCGCAAAACGUGGUGUGGGGCAGUGAAAGAUGUAAUGACAGAGGCACUGCUCUCCUGGAAUUUAUGGCAGACGUGGACAUGGAGAUCCUAAACAGGGGCUCGAGGCCUACGUUUGUCACCUCACACUGUCAAUGUAUCAUUGACGUAACCAUGUGCACCCGCCGGCUGGCGGGGCGAUGCAGGGACUGGAGAGUGGACCGGGAGGACACACUCUCCGACCAUCGACUCAUUAGAUUUAGCAUUGAGGGCUGUGUCAAACUACACCGGGACUGCCUGCGCAGAAACUCAAGGGCCACCGACUGGGAGUCCGUUGAGAGGAUCCUGGAGGAAAGGCUCAGGGUAGGACGCGUAAGGCCCUGCAGGGAGGACAAGUUCGAGGACGAGGUGAAGAGAAUCCACGUUGCCCUAACCGAGUCCUUCCAGAUGGCAUACCCGGCUAAACAAUGCAAGCAAGGAAACAAAGUGCCUUGGUGGAGUCGUGAACUGGACAGGCUGAGAUGCCAAUCCAGGAGACUAGGGAAUCGAGCGCAUAAAUCCAAGAGAGCCGAAGACUGGACUCUGUACAGAAAUGUGCAGAGGGAGUACAAGAGGCUCAUACAACAAUCAAAGGAGCUCACCUGGAGAACAUACUGUGAGGAACUGGAGGCGCUUGAAAGCAUCUCCAGGCUUCGCAGGGUUUUCUCGGGGGGCCCUGCACAAGGGCUGGGUGGAAUCACGCUGACAAGCGGAGAGACCAUCACAGAACCGCGAGAGGUCCUUGAGCAUGUGGUUCGUGCGCACUCUCCGGACUACUAUAGAGCAUCCGGGAGAGUGCCCUGA
This is a messenger RNA of Diachasmimorpha longicaudata, 1437 nucleotides long. RefSeq lists its product as uncharacterized. Lineage: Eukaryota; Metazoa; Arthropoda; Insecta; Hymenoptera; Braconidae. The record is from RefSeq and is a predicted model, not a curated record. The transcript is spliced from 3 exons. Bases 1 to 1437 code for a protein of 478 amino acids. Gene Ontology annotation, molecular function: catalytic activity.